This is a messenger RNA of Stylophora pistillata, 1723 nucleotides long. RefSeq names its product nematocyst expressed protein 6. The record is from RefSeq and is a predicted model, not a curated record. Gene Ontology annotation, biological process: proteolysis. NCBI's taxonomy places the organism in Eukaryota, Metazoa, Cnidaria, Anthozoa, Scleractinia, Pocilloporidae. Gene Ontology annotation, molecular function: metalloendopeptidase activity; zinc ion binding.
UGAAAGAUCAUGUUCUCGAAAGAAAGAUAUAUAAAUGAACGCAUCGACGUCGAAUUUUUAUCUCCCAGCAAGAGCAUCCAACAGAGCGUAACAGUUUUCGGUUUUGGAGAAGCGAAACAGGAUUAACAAUGCUGCGUUUAGUUCUACUAGCAGUUUUUCUGCAAAUGAGCGAAUGCAUUUUAACAUCAGAUGGACUAACUCAACCCCCAGCCCCAGGUCAACUGCAAGGAAAUUCCACGACAUCAAAAGAGGAAAUCUCGGCCUUUCAAGCGAUCGAACAGGCCAACAAUGCCGUUGGAAACUUACGAAUGAAUGACAGAAGCGGACUUUUCUUACACGAGGGAGAUAUCGAGCUAACAGGCUGGCAACGGAAAGUUAUUAAAAAGCAGAACUCAGGCGGGCGACAGAGGCGCGGUGCUAUGAGAAGUCUUUCUCGGCGGUGGAUGGAUCCGAACGGUCGUCCUUUGAUUCCCUACUACAUCGAAGGCAGUGUGGCACAUGCCCGCGGUGUCAUAGAUCAAGCCAUGAGGCAUUGGAUGAGUAAAGUUCCUUGCCUGAGGUUCGUUCGAAGAACAACUCAUCGUAACUACAUCAGCUUCUUUUCUGGAGGAGGCUGCUACUCCAUGGUGGGGCGAGUUGGAGGAGGACAAAAGAUUUCCAUUGGACGGGGCUGUAAUCACAUUGGCGUGGUCGUUCACGAAAUUGGUCAUGCUCUCGGGUUCUGGCACGAGCAAUCCCGUCCCGAUAGGGAUCGUUACAUCAACAUUCACUGGAACAACAUUCCAAGUGGAGUCCGCUCCCAAUUCUCGAAGAUGUCAACGAGCUCCAUCAACUCGCGCGGAAUCUCGUAUGAUUACGACAGCGUAAUGCAUUACCACUCUACUGCGUUUGGCAAUGGACGCAUAACUAUCACACGAAAAGAUGGAAGCACCAAGCUGGGAAAUACUCGAGGUUUGAGUGCCAAGGAUGUUCAACAAGCAAACUUGAUGUACUGCAACGGACAACCCACAAACCGACCAGUAACUGCAAGACCACCCACAGGUUGUCGAUACAGAGACAAUAAUUCCAAUUGUCCAGCUUGGAAAUCCAGGGGUUACUGCACGCACACAUAUCGGGCGUAUAUGAGACUAAACUGCCAAAAAAGUUGCUUCUGCGGAACAAACACAAACUGCCGCAACCUUCAUCGAAACUGCCCAGUAUGGAGGCAAAGAGGAUUCUGUCGGCGAAACUCGCAGUACUACACCUACAUGUCAACUAAUUGUAAACAGUCAUGUGGCUUAUGCUAAACCAGCUAAGUUUGCGGUGCAAGAAUUGUAUCAUAAAUAAGUAUUUUUUUAAAAGAAAAGAAUGUUGAAUCACUCGAAGCAAUUUUUUUCUUAUCAUAAGUUUUUCUGUGCAUUAAAUAAAAAUUUAACUCUUUUACAUGACCUAGUUUCUUUUCAUUUUGUCCUUUCCAAGAGAGAAGUAAUAGUCAAUAGAUAUUUGUGAAUUGUUAACGCUGCAAAGAUGAGGUCAUAUGGUAGAUGCAGAACAUGAAAAUGACACUUUGGUUUAUUUGUCUAGAAAUAUAUAUAUAUAUUUUUAAAUAAACAGACUAGGAGAAGUCGUGGCUGUGAAAAAGUGCUCGAUGCAGGUUGCAGAGCGUUUCAAUAGCGGUUAUAAAUUAAUGACAGGAAGAUCGUUUCACCGUUACUCUGAGUUUCACGCAGCUUGCGCUGCAAUC